Molecule: messenger RNA, 2307 nt
Organism: Dictyostelium discoideum AX4
Lineage: Eukaryota; Evosea; Eumycetozoa; Dictyosteliales; Dictyosteliaceae
Exons: 2
Coding region: 1-2307 (768 amino acids)
Source: RefSeq, a predicted model, not a curated record
AUGUCAUUCAGAGGAAGACCAAGUGUAGCUUCAAGAAGAUUUGGUAGAGGUGGCUUCAGCAGACAUGGUGUCGCACCAAACCAACAAAAAGAUAAUGAUCAAUCAUUGGAAAGCAUAAAUGCUAGUAUGGAUUCAAUUAAUAAUAUCAAUGAUAUUAGAGGAAUAAUUAUAAAUUCAAAAUUAAAUAUACCACUUUCCAAAUUAAUUUUAAAAUCAUCAUUCAAAGAUGAAUUUAUUGUUUUAUUUUUAGUUUUAUUAAACACUGUUGAUUUACAUUCAAAUGCAAAGAUUAAUUUUUUAGUAUCAACAUUUGAUCUUAAAUUAUAUGAUUUAUCAAAAUCAUUAUUAGAGACAAAUAAAUAUACAUUUAUAGAGAUUUCAAAAUGUUUAAAGAUUAUGGACUCAAAAAGAAUGAUUAAAAUCUUAAAUAAAAGAUUAGAAGAAAUUAAAAGUAAUCAUGAAAGAAAAUUAAAAGAGAAAAAGUUAGCAAUAGAGAAAAGUUUAGAACAAUUGUCAGUGGAUGAUAAUGAAAUUCAAAUGAAGAAAGAAGAGAAAAAACAACAAGAACAUAAGAGAUAUUUAGAGAAAGUUGAGAAAAGAAAGAAAAGAAUUGAAGAGUUUAGUAAAAAAGUUGACCAAACAAAAUCAAAAAAACAAUAUGCUUUAAAAAAAGUUUUAAUUAAAAUGAAAGAACAAAAGAAAGUAGAGAAAGUCGUAAAGGGUGAUAAGGAGGUGGUUUAUAAGAAUCGUUAUGAAAAUGCAGUUAAAUCUGUGGAGAAUAAAAUUAGAGAAUUGGUAUCCUACCAAUACGAAUCUGGAUUAUCUGGUAAUGUUAUAGCCAUUUUCAAAAAGUUUUUUAAACAAGUACCACGUUCAACAUUGGAAUACUUUGCCUAUGGCCAACCAAAGGCUACUUGGCGUGAAAUUGCCAGACUGUUACAUUUGGGUCCAAAAGAUCUUUGUGAUGAAAUUCCAUGGUUCCUUAGUGUUAUGUUUGGUGGAAGUGCUCCAGUUGGUACACGUGUUUAUGAAUUUGAAAAGGAAUUAAAAGAUCCAUCAAAAUUCACUAAAGAAAGAGCCAUUGAAUUGAUUAACCAAUUCAAACCAACCUAUGCAUUCCUUAGAAAGAAUUUACCAGAAUCAUUAUUCGAUGGCGAAAUGAAAGCAAUGGUUGCAGAGUAUGAAGAAAUCGAUGCAUUAAUUUGGUGGUUAAAUGAAUUAGGAAAGGAGGAAAAGGUCAUUGAAAUUAUCAUUAAACGUAUUACCAGUGGUAAAGAGUCUUUGAAAAAUGUUAGCAUUGGUACACUAUUAGAGAGAUCAAUGGGUCUAAGUCAAGAUUCGCCAUUGUUCAAUUGUUUAUUCCCAGAGAUUUUAAAGAAAAUGACUGAACAAAGAGAGAAAUUCGUUUUACCACCACCAAUUUCCAUUUUUGGUGAUAAAUCUGGUUCAAUGGAUGUUGCAAUUCGUUUAAGUAAUAUCAUUAGUUUCAUUAUUUCAUCUUUGACACCAGGUGCCGAGUUAUCAUUUUUCGAUUGUAAAAAUGUUCCAUCGCCAAUUCCAGUGGAUUCUUUAGAGAAUCUUUUCAAAUUAAAAGACUUGGUCAAAGCAUCGGGUGGUACAGAUCCAGGUGUGUCAAUGUAUAAACUUUUAUCUGAAAAAGUUGUUAAAAACUAUAUUGUCGUGGUUACCGAUGAAGAGGAAAAUGGAUAUAAACAUGGUAGAUUUAGCGAGUUGUUCAUUCAAUAUCGUAAAGAGGUUGCACCAAAUUGUAAAUUAGUUUUCAUUUCAUUCAUUCCUCAAUACUCUGAAGGUCAAAUGGUCGGUGAGUUACGUAGAAAAGGUUUCGAUUCUUCAACUUUAAUUCAAAUUCCUUUCGAUGCAACAAAUCCUGAUGUUUCAAAAAUCGAUGGUAUGCUUUCAAGUUUAUCUUGUGAAUCUGAACAAUUCAAAGAUCAAUUGGACCUCCUUGUUACUAUUCUUUCAACAGUUGGUUAUAAAAAUGGUUUUAAAUUCAUUAAUGAUAGAGCACCUCUCUUAAUGAGAUUCGAUUUAAAUAUUCAAUUAGGUAUUGAAAAUGUUUUAUCUAUUAUUAAAACUAAUCCAACUUUAGAUAACUAUCAAUAUUUAAUGGUUAAAAAUAAUUUAAAUCGUUUACUUAAAAUCUCUAAAGAUAAUAAUGAUUUGGUUUCUCUUGAAACUUUUAAUAAUAUUCAUAAAGAAUUUUCAAAAUUAUCAAAAGAUGAUGGUAUUCAAUAUCUUUUAAAAUCUUUAUCAAAUUUGCAACCAAUUUCUGUUAAAGAUAAUUAA